CUGUUUUCACAGAUAAGUACAUAUGUUUAUAUAUACAGUUCUUCAGUUUUGUCAGCAUGUCAAUCGUCAUCGUGUUCACAAUUUUGGCCCAUGUAAAAUCGAAUAUUGUGAGAGUACAUGGCUCAGGGAGAGGUCUCCAUCCUUGUAAAAAAUCUCCUCUUGACGAGAUGUGGACAAUUUGCUCACAUACGCACUGAGUUGUCCCUCCUGAAUGAGUCUUGACUGUAGAGGCAACAGACUGGCCUAGCUCUUUGAAGAUCAAUCUGUAGAUCCCCAGGGACUGAUACGACUGUGCCAACCUAAAACUAUCCCACAGGAAUCCUGUCUGUGUACGACCGUCCAACAUUUCCUUCCUGGCAGUUCCAUCUCAGGUCCCUUUGAGGGGGGUAAGGAAACAAGGGCCUGACAAAGUCUCUUCUGAAGAUGAAACGGAUGAUCAGGGAGUGACACUUGAUAUUUUGAGAGUUGCCAAGUCAAUAUCUUCUAAACUGACAACAUCACGUGACUCAUGUGUGGAGUCAGGUGUUGAGUAUCACAGGGAGCAUCUACUACCACAUAAGUCUUUUGUAGCACAUUCCAGUAGCAACAUCAAUACAAUGGUUGGUUUACAACCUACAAGUGCUGAAGCUGCAAUGUCUGGUUCUGAGUUCACACUAGAAACAGGUUUAAGCAGAAAGGAUUCUUUGUCCUGCACAUCUGCAGGUGAACAGGAAGAUGGUGGCCAUGCCUCUCAGUCAUCACAAACUUCACCUCCUCAACCAAAGUCAGCAGCCAAAAGCAAUUUAUCUAUCAAGCAGAAGAAUACAAAAUCCGGGAAAAAGGCUUAUGUUUCUAAAGCCCUUGUGUUGUCUGGGUCAGAAGAUGGUCAAGCUAUCUCUGUGAAACCAUCAACAAGGUCAUCACCCGUGACUUCCUCGCCACCAUCACCCCUGGAAAUUCAAAGUGAAAAGACUGAUAAUCUACAAAUGAUCACCUGCUUUGAGUCCAUGAGUUCAGAAAAUGGGAAUGCUGCGAUGUUUGUUAACUCUGAUCCAAGGAUUCAUGAGUUAGAUGGUGAUGUCUGUAACUACAGACUCUGGCUUAUCAAGAUGCCAGCUGAGAUGCCUCUGUUGGCGCUUCCAAAACACAUCACACUGGAUGGUAUUCAAGAUUUUGCUGUGGAGAAGAAAAGAUACGAGCUGCGAUCCUUUGAUGAUGAUAAUCUUGAGCAUGACCAUGUCUCCUUGGUGCAGCAAGACGUGAAUCACUUGACAGAAGGACCAAAGUUCCAGGGACAAAUACACAUCCUGAAGAAACCAAGGGAUGUACUGAAGGCUGUCACAGCAGCCAAGAUCCCCCACAAUACUGUGCCCUUCCCAUCAGGACUCAAAAUCAGAUUCAAGCCGUUUGGAGCAGAUGAGCCUCAAGCCAAGGAACCAAAGACAUCAAAGAGGAACAUUCAGAAGGGCAAUGAUGACUUGUUCAUGGAAGAAGGUGUGUCACAGAGAAAGAAGAGAGGUUCAGCAGAUGUUGGAACCCCUCCUAAAAAGAAGAAGAAGAAGAAGAAUAAGAGACACUAGUAUAAUCUGCUGAAUUAUGAUUGUAGCUAUAAAAUGUUCAACAAGAA
Molecule: messenger RNA, 1606 nt
Organism: Haliotis rufescens (red abalone)
Lineage: Eukaryota; Metazoa; Mollusca; Gastropoda; Lepetellida; Haliotidae
Exons: 9
Coding region: 597-1559 (320 amino acids)
Biological process (GO): transcription by RNA polymerase I
Source: RefSeq, a predicted model, not a curated record